CGUAACUAACACUGUAGCUACGUCCUCGCCGGGUUCCGACGCACGGUUGCGCUCUCGGAGUUCGACCUAGAGAGAGAGAGAGAGAGAGAGAGAGAGAGAGAGAGAGAGAGGAAGGGGGAUGUCUUCUUCAACGGGGUUGCACUCCUACGGCGAGCCUGCUUAUUGGGAUCAGCGUUACCGGGAAGACCCAAGUCCGUUCGACUGGUACCAGAAGUACAAAGCCCUAGCUCCUCUCUUCCACCUCUACAUCCGUCCUUCUCACCACAUCCUCCUCGUCGGCUGCGGCAACUCUAGAAACCAAGAUGCUGAUGGAAUUCUAGCUACUAUUGCUAUUAAUGGAUGCAUAGAAUUGACACAUUUACUUUCAUUAUCAUCACUAGGAGAAGAUUUGGUCUCUGACGGCUACUUGGAUGUUGUAAACAUUGAUAUAUCAUCUGUGGUGGUUGAGGCUAUGCAAAAGAAAUUUGAGGGGAAAGCAGAGCUGAAGUAUAUUAAAAUGGAUGUGCGGGAUAUGAGUGUGUUUGAAUCUGGUUCUUUCGAUGCUGUUAUUGAUAAAGGAACACUGGACUCUCUCAUGUGUGGCCAGAAUGCACAUCUUAAUGCAAUUAAGAUGUUGGAGGAGGUUGGCAGGAUCCUAAAAAACAAUGGUGUCUAUAUCCUGAUUACUUAUGGAGAGCCAAGUUAUCGGUUGCAUUUGUUGAAGGAGCUACAAUUUUGGACCAUAAACUUGCAUAUAAUAGAUAGGGUGGAGAAGAAUCCAGAGCAGAGGACCUGGGAGCUAACUAAACCUCUGCCAUUAAUCAAAGAUGGCACUUCGAUCACCGCACUUAUCGGCUCAAACGUCGAAGUUCACUACAUCUAUGUAUGUAUCAAGGAUGAAACUUUGAGACGACAGGCAGAUUCAAAUGCCAGGACUGAAGAGAUUUCAUUAUAAAUGCCGGAAUUUUAUUCAUAUUUUUGGUUAUGACUCAACAUUAAGAUGACAGCUCCCAAUAAAAUCUGAAAUUUUUGAGGUUUGUUAUGCUCUAUUAAUUUCUGUUGAUUUAGGUUUAUUGUUCUUCACAUUUGCUGCAUUGUUGGCAACCUGUCUACAUACCUUUGAGCUAUUGAUUGUUUAGUUUUUUUUUUUUUAACUCAGCUCUUUAAUUUAAUAAAUUUAGCCUAUUGUGAUCCAAAUUCAUAA
Molecule: messenger RNA, 1183 nt
Organism: Phalaenopsis equestris
Lineage: Eukaryota; Viridiplantae; Streptophyta; Magnoliopsida; Asparagales; Orchidaceae
Product: methyltransferase-like protein 13
Exons: 10
Coding region: 119-934 (271 amino acids)
Molecular function (GO): S-adenosylmethionine-dependent methyltransferase activity
Source: RefSeq, a predicted model, not a curated record